AUGGCCGCCAGCAAUCGGGAUGAGAAAGAUGGAGAUUUUAAUGUUUUGGACUAUAUCUUAGGAGAGGCAUACGAUCAGGAUGACUCUUUGUGUCACCCUGAAAUGGAACAAGAUGAAAAUGAGGAACGGGCCUCCAAAAGAAGAUGUGAUCGAAUGGAAACUACCCAACGCGAGAGUCAAGAAUCCCCUGAGUGGUCCCGAGAAUUGACUCCAGAGCCACCUGGCUCACCUAUGAGCACAGAGCCAUGUGGAAGUCCACGUCCGCGAGGCAAGCACAAGAGAUCAUCAUCUUCCGUUGCUGCUGUUCCGGAAGACCCCACGAGGAGGCUUCGAUAUAUUCUGCGGGAUGCGAGAUUCUUCCUCAUAAAGAGCAGCAACCGUGAAAACAUCUCCCUUGCCAAAGCCAGGGGUAUAUGGUCGACCCUGCCAGCAAAUGAAAAGAAACUGAAUGCUGCAUUCCGAUCUGCAAGAAAUGUCAUUUUGAUAUUUUCCGUGACAGAGAGUGGAGCUUUUCAAGGCUUUGCGAGACUCUGUUCAGAAUCCCACCACGGAGGACCUCCUAUACAUUGGGUUUUGCCUGAAGGCAUGAAUCUUAAGACCCUUGGAGGGGUCUUCAGAAUUGCCUGGAUUUGCAGGCACGAAUUGCCCUUCACCAAAUGUGUUCACCUUACCAACGCUUUGAAUGGACAUAAGCCAGUUAAAAUUGGACGUGACGGUCAGGAAGUUGACCUCGAAUGUGCAACGGAGCUAUGUCUCCUCUUUCCCCCCGAUGAAGGCGUUGACCUGUAUCAGGUCAUGGGUGACAGGCACCACCAGGUAAGAGUGCUUUCACCCUUGCGUUCCAGAGGACUUCCACCCCGCCGAGAAGCGGACCGGGAUGCGAGAAGGCGUCGUCGGUCAGAAGAUGACGAGGUUCAUAACAGCAGGAAGAGACCGAGGAUGGACUACGCCCCUGGGUUUCGUGAGAGACCAGCGCGUAGGGAGGACGCACGCCAUCCAGCAGCGGACAGAAGAUUUUCAGGAGUUGCCAGAGGUGUUUUCAUGAAGGGCUCCUACGAGGAUGACCUGAGAGCAUUUCACAACAGCAGGCCACCAAGGCCAAUGCGGGACAUGUCCCCUGGUCGAGGAAGGGGACAGCCUUCCUACCGCGCUGGCCACCAGCAGCGUGCUCUCCCUUUCCAGGACUCUCGGUCAGGACGUCGACCUGUGCCACAGGAAGCAAGACACAGAGGUCAACCAGCAUGUGAUUCUGAUAGGCGCGUAGAGGACUUCCUGCGUGAAACACGAGCUAUCUUUGGCUCUCAGAGACGGAGACCCCGUGAAUGGGAUCGACCCGGAGAAUGUGAUAGUUCCCCAUAUGGCCGGAGAGACAGGGAGGCGCGUGAAUGGCGAGAGAGGAGGAGAGACGAGGAGAGAAGAGAGAGGAGAAGACGGGAGAGGAGACUGACGCGAUGCAGCUGCCCCGAACAUCUUCCAUUCAUCUCCUGA
Molecule: messenger RNA, 1488 nt
Organism: Monodelphis domestica (gray short-tailed opossum)
Lineage: Eukaryota; Metazoa; Chordata; Mammalia; Didelphimorphia; Didelphidae
Source: RefSeq, a predicted model, not a curated record